Messenger RNA from Anolis carolinensis (green anole), 1804 nucleotides. Its product is annotated as neutrophil collagenase. Gene Ontology annotation, biological process: collagen catabolic process; proteolysis; extracellular matrix organization. The transcript has 10 exons. Gene Ontology annotation, cellular component: extracellular matrix. The coding region runs from base 56 to 1453 and encodes 465 amino acids. Gene Ontology annotation, molecular function: zinc ion binding; metalloendopeptidase activity. NCBI's taxonomy places the organism in Eukaryota, Metazoa, Chordata, Lepidosauria, Squamata, Anolidae. The record is from RefSeq and is a predicted model, not a curated record.
AACAGAACACAAGUAUCCCAGAGCAGAAGAAAUAAUAAACGUUGAGACAGGCAGAAUGAAGCACCUUCCAGUUCUGCUCUUCAGCUUUGUAGUAUCCACAUAUGCUGCACCAGUGGAUCUAGACAGACAGGAUGCCGACAUGAAUAUUGUUAAGAAAUAUUUAAAUAAUUAUUACACCACUGAAAAUGAGGCCAUCGCACCAUUCUAUUAUGAUGACAAUGUCACUUUGACUGAAAAGCUCAAGAAAAUGCAGCAAUUUUUCCGGCUGAACGUGACUGGGAAACCUGACACUGAAACCUUGGCAGUGAUGAAGAAAGCCAGGUGUGGAGUACCAGACUUUGGAGGCUUUCUCCUCACGGAUGGGAAUCCCAAGUGGAAAAAGAACAAUAUCACGUAUAGGAUUGUGAAUUUCACACCAGAUAUGCAUCCGUCUGAUGUGGACAAAGCAAUAGAAAAAGCCUUUGAAGUUUGGAGCAAAGCAUCACCCCUGACCUUCAAAAGACUUUAUGAUGGCAUAGCUGAUAUAAUGAUGUCUUUCCAAAUAGGAGACCACAGAGACAAUUCCCCUUUUGAUGGACCUAAUGGGGUGCUGGCACAUGCCUUUCAGCCAGGAGACAAUAUUGGUGGAGAUGUCCAUUUUGACGAAGAUGAAUUUUGGACCACCGGAAAUUCACGAGGCUACAGCCUAUUUCUUGUUGCUGCCCAUGAGCUUGGGCAUUCUCUUGGUCUGUCUCAUUCCAAUGAUCCUGGUGCAUUGAUGUACCCCACCUACUCUUACACAGCGCCUAAUUUAUUUCGGCUUCCUCAGGAUGAUAUCAAUGGCAUCCAAGCCAUCUAUGGUAAAGCAAAUAACCAAGUCCAGCCAACAGGACCUACAACACCAACAGCUUGUGAUCCCAGGACCACUUUCGAUGCUGUUGCCACUUUACGUGGAGAAAUGAUGUUCUUUAAGGGCAGGCAUUUCUGGAGAAAACACCCUCAGCUGGACGUGGAACUCUUUUUCAUUGCCCUCUUCUGGCCAAGUUUGCCAACUCGUAUUGAUGCUGCCUAUGAAAAUUAUGAAAAAGACCAGCUGGUUCUUUUUAGAGGAAACCAAUACUGGGUUCUAAAUGGAUAUGACAUCCAAGCUGGAUACCCCAAAAGAAUCUACAGUCUGGGCUUCCCCAAAACUAUGAAGAGAAUUGAUGCUGCAUUCAGUGAUCCAGAAUCAGGAAAAACCUAUUUCUUUGCUGGUAAACAAUAUUGGAGAUAUGAUGAAAUCAGACAAACCAUGGAAAAUGGCUAUCCAAAAUACACAGCACAACAUUUUAGAGGAGUCGGCCCCAAAAUUGAUGCUGCCUUACAGCAUGAUGGUUAUAUCUACUUCUUCCAGGGGACAAACGUGAUCCAAUACAACCUUAACAGCCAAAGUGUUCAGUCUGUUCAAAGAAGUAAUCGCUGGCUGAAUUGUUAAGCAUGCUAUCAAUGCUAUCCAUUAAUAACUGUUGGCUUCCAUUCUGAAUAGCACCAAAUUUUAAUUCAGAUAUCUAAGGUGCUAGAAAUUCUCUCCAAAACAGGUUCAGCACCAUGGAUAACACCAAGUUUGGAAUUAACCCUGUAGAAAAUUAAUCCUUUUCUGACAUUGGAGCCAUUAGCUACUCUUGUUGCUACCUGGAAUCUAUCCCAAUGCAAAAACAACAGUUAUUGACAAUUCAGCAAUGACUUUAUUUUGUUAUCCCAACAAACUAGCCCCAGUGCACUUUAUUCUGCUUAUAUUUUUGCAACAUAUUUUAUUCUGCCUCUUCAAUAAAGUGUUUUUGUGGGA